Papaver somniferum (opium poppy) is the source of this 1152-nucleotide messenger RNA. Its product is annotated as lysM domain receptor-like kinase 4. The transcript has a single exon. The record is from RefSeq and is a predicted model, not a curated record. NCBI's taxonomy places the organism in Eukaryota, Viridiplantae, Streptophyta, Magnoliopsida, Ranunculales, Papaveraceae. Bases 1 to 1152 code for a protein of 383 amino acids.
AUGGUUUCUAUUCUUCCCUUCAUCUGUGUUUUCAAUCUAGUUUUUCCGAUACACUCCAUUUUAUCGUUACAGUUUUACGACGGCAAAGAUUGUGAAAACCUUGAACUAGUAGAUGGUUUUAACUACCUUCGCAAGACUAACAAAGGUACAUGUGAAGCAUAUAUAGUCUAUAAAACUCAAGUUAAGUAUCAAUCAGUUUCAGCCAUUUCGUCUCUUUUCAAUUUGGAAAACCAAACUCAACUUCUUUCUCUCAACAAUCUUAAUGAAUCAACUUCUGCCAAUCUUCACAUUCCUCGAGAUAUCAUUGUCCCAGUAAAUUUUUCUUGUUCUGGAGGGUUCUCUCAAGCUAAUUUCACUUACACUUCUUCUAGCUCUGACAAUUUUGCUACGGUUGCCUGCAAUGUUUUCCAAGGAUUGCUGAAGCUGCCUGUUCUUAUAAAGCAGAACCCAGGUUUUAAUGUUACAUCUAAUGGUGUUGAAGUCGUGGUACCUGUAAGAUGCGCAUGCCCUGAUGAAAUUGACAAAAAACAUGGUGUCAAGUAUCUUGUUACGUAUCCAAUAGUACAAUAUGAUAACACAUCAUUCAUAGCUAAGAAAUUUGGUGUUCCUGAAGAGAAAAUCUUAGCUGCUAAUAACCUAGACCCAUUGACAACAAUCUAUCCUAAGACUGCACUGGGCAUUCCCAUCAAUGGAAUCCCGGUUUUGAAUUUGGAAAUUAGUCCUUCGCCAGAUACAGAUCCUUUUCCUGCGUCUGCAAUUCCUUUGCAGAAACUUCUUCAUACAAGUGGACUAAACAAUAGGAACUUGUAUAUACUACUUUCAGUGGGUGUCUUAACCACGGCGUUAUUACUUAUUGCAGCUCUAAUGAUUUAUAUUAGUGUCGGUAACAGGUGGAAUCCUCUUAGCUUUUAUCUGUUAUCUUCUAGAAGCCCAGAAUUGUCGAUUUUCUCGCGUGAUUUCCUUGAUGGCAUAUCCAAGCUAAAGCUUUCCUUGUACAAGAUCAGUUUGGAUGACUUAAGAAUUGCUACUGGGGGUUUCUGUGAAGAUGCAGUGAUUGGUCGAUCUGUAUAUCGAGGAAGUAUUGGAGAUACACAUGUAGCAAUUGACAGAUGGAUUCAGAGGAAGAAACACACCGAGUUAUUGAUAUAUUAA